GAAAGCUACAGCACGCCGUAAAUAUUCCUCCUAGCGAGGUACACCUAAGUAUUAUUUGUCGUGGCGAGGAUACGCGCGUUAAAAGGCGAAGAAAAAGGACGUGAGCGUGGCUCAAGAUGGCCCAGGGAGACACGGAGGAUGGACCCCUGAUUCGGCCCGUCAAUGCCGUAUCGACGAGAACGUUGAUCGCCCUAUGCACCGGCGGCGCCUUCCUGGUUUGCGCCGUCGCGAUGACCUGGUGGCUCUGUCGACGACGACGCGAACACACCAAGUUGAACGCGGACAGAUCCUUGGCUUUCAGACCACCCCAUAGAAAGCCGACCGCAGUAAAGAGUCCUGGCAGUACGAGUCAUUAUUUGAAAAAGAGUCCGAGUCCUACCGGUCCUGCUAAAAAUCCACCCGGGUCUACUGGUGGACAGCAGCAACAGACCUCUUCCAGUCCUGCCGGCGGAUCGACCAAUACCAUCUCGGACUUGGCCACGCCGCAAACAAUCGUUAAGAACAAUAAUCCUAAUUACGAUGUAUCGCGUUGCGAGAAAGCUGGUACACCGGUUGAAACAUUCAGCACCGAGGUUACGCUCACCAUCGAGGACGAAUGCGACAAAGCCGAAUUGGAGAAUAACGAGAAAGUGAAAUGCGAGUCAAAUUUGUGCAUGUCAGAUAAGAAGAACGGUCUUGGUAUAUUGGUAUUUAAAUUGAGAUACAAGAGCGAACAAAAUGCAUUGGCAGUUACGGUCGUUAAAUGUAAGAAAUUACCAGCUAGGGAUCAAGGAAACGCUAGCAGCGAUCCUUACGUUAAAUUGCAGCUAUUGCCGGGCAAACGACAUCACGUGAAAACAAGAGUCCUUCGUAAUACGAGAAAUCCCGUUUACAACGAGGAUUUCACGUUCUUCGGGAUCACGAAAAGUCAACUCGAGGAAAUCAGUCUACAUUUCGUCGUUCUAAGUUUCGACAGAUACUCGCGCGACGAAAUUAUCGGCGAACUAACGUGCGCACUUUCCUCGAUACCAGGAUUAAAAGAUUCCGAUAAUCAAGAAAUAUCCCUGCGCCGAAACAUCUGUCCGAGGAGUUUGAAGAUACAAUCCCAAGGGAGAGGGGAACUGUUGGUAUCGUUCUGCUGGCAGUCGCAAACGAAUCAAUUAUCGGUGAUCAUCUUGAAAGCACGAGAUCUCCCUAAAAUGGAUGUGACGGGUCUUGUCGAUCCUUACGUUAAAAUUUAUCUAUUUUAUGAAUCGAAGCGUAUCUCGAAAAGGAAGACCCACGUGAAAAAGCGUACGUUAAGUCCUGUAUUCAACGAGCCCUUCGUAUUCGAUAUACCCAAAAAUAGCCACAGUUUAAGCAACGUCAGUCUCGAAAUUAUUCUUUACGCUUGGGAUAAAUUUACCAAAAGCGAGGUUAUUGGCAGAUUAAAAUUCGGUGGUUCCAAAGGCCAAGGAUCCGCGUUGAAUCAUUGGAACAACAUUUGCAGAUCUCCGCAGCGGCAGUUUGCGGAAUGGCACAAAUUAAGGGAAUAAUCUCUUCCUCGUCCUAUCCCGCCCCCGCCCCCCACUCUCAGCCCAUUCCCUAUCUAUCCUUUUACAAUUCUUUCUUCGAUUUCUUCGAAGGACAAACAUUUCGAUAACAACGGGAAUAACCGCAUAAGAAAUUCCUUCGAAGAAAUGAAAUGUAUGCCGAUAUGCCGAUAUGCUUAAAACCAUGCUGCUCUGCACGAUUAUUUCAACCGAGUUUAAAUAUCUAUCUUUUUUACAUCACAUUAUUCUUUUUCCACAAUACUUCAAUCGGUCAAAGGAUCCAAAUAAACACGUUGACCGCCACCGACAAUUAUGCAUUAUCUGGAUUAUUGAACGAAUUUAAAACAUCAUUCCUAAUUAGAGAUUACUUUCAAAUGAAAAAUACAUUUUAUUUACCACAUUUAUGAUUCCGCGUGGCGUUCGACGUGUUUUAAAUGAGGAUUAAAUCAAAUGGAAACGAAAAUAAAAGGAAAAUCGUUAAAUUCGUUCUUUCCUAGCAGCUGCACAAUUGUAAACUUUAGAAGAUUCAUAAAAAACAUAUCGCUCUCAUUUUUGUCUCUCGACCGUUAUCGUUCCUCUGCAAAAUAUGUUAGAACGAAUAUAUAAUAUAUUAUUUAUAAUUAAUCGAAUGAGAUUUAAACGAAGCAUGAUAAGAAUAUAUAUAAUAAGGUAAGAAACACGAGAGAUCCAGUUAUGUUUCUGUAUCAGAGGCGGAACUGCAAAUGUUCGCGACCCGCAAAAGUAUCAUUUCGCAAAACCGAGUAAAAGGAUAAACAACUUAUAUUAUAUUAAUAUCGGUUAAAAUGUCUAAUUUGUCUGUUGCUUUUUAAAAGAAUGGGGACAAUUCUAGAAAUUCAAUAAACGAGAGAAGGAACUACCUCUGUUUCUUUUUGUCUGGGUCCUGCGGCAUUGCGGUUCCGCCCCUGUUCUGUAUAUGCGUAGACAAAAAAAAAAAAAGAAAAGAAAAAAAAAAA
Polistes canadensis is the source of this 2485-nucleotide messenger RNA. It is a transcript of the gene Syt4, whose product is annotated as synaptotagmin-4. Gene Ontology annotation, biological process: calcium-ion regulated exocytosis; regulation of dopamine secretion; regulation of calcium ion-dependent exocytosis. Bases 117 to 1514 code for a protein of 465 amino acids. Gene Ontology annotation, molecular function: calcium-dependent phospholipid binding; SNARE binding; calcium ion binding. The record is from RefSeq and is a predicted model, not a curated record. Gene Ontology annotation, cellular component: axon; membrane; synapse. Lineage: Eukaryota; Metazoa; Arthropoda; Insecta; Hymenoptera; Vespidae. The transcript is spliced from 6 exons.